AUGGAGUUUUUGGCGUACUCCGUCGGCGGCUUGGCGUUUAUGAUCGGUUCGAUUUACUUGGGCAUCGUCCGUAGGACGUCGGUGCCGCAAGAUCAGUUCCAGGCGAUGCAGUUUGCGCAGUCCCGCGCGGGUGCGAGGCGAGACGGCACGGUGGACGUGACUUUGGAAGACGUUGGUGGGUUGGAGAACAUCAUAGAAGAUUUGGAGGAAGUCGUCGCCUUUUUAAAGGAACCCGAGCGUUUCGCCAAGGUUGGCGCUAGGCCCCCCAAGGGUUUGCUCAUGGAAGGAGGCCCGGGCGUUGGUAAGACGCUGAUCGCGAAGGCGAUCGCGGGUGAAGCCAAAGUGCCGUUCUACUCCAUGUCUGGCUCUGAGUUUGUUGAAAUCAUCGUCGGCGUCGGCGCGGCUCGAGUGAGAGAUUUAUUUAAACGCGCGCGCAUCAACGCGCCGUGCUUGAUAUUCGUCGACGAAAUCGAUGCGUUAGGCACGAAACGCGCCGCUGCUGGCACGCGUGGCACGGAAGAGCACGAACAAACGCUGAAUCAGCUUCUCACGGAGAUGGAUGGUUUCACGCCAGACACUGGCGUCGUCUUCAUCGGCGCGACAAACCGAGCCGAUUUACUCGAUCCCGCGCUGUUGCGGCCAGGUCGAUUCGAUCGUAAAGUUCGCGUCGGCCUUCCAAACGUCGAGGCACGGGCUAAGAUUUUGCAGAUUCACUUGUCCAAGCGAAACUGCAACCCAGAAAUUGACACCAAGCGAUUGGCGCAGAACCUUCCCGGUUUGUCGGGCGCCGAGAUUGCAAACAUUUGCAACGAAGCCGCGGUGCACUGCGUGCGACGCCAGGGUGAACAGAUCGAAGAGCACGACGUCUUGGAUGCCGUUGAGCGCGUCGUGAGCGGCAUUCGUCUUACAGCACACCCCAAGGAAAGCGUGACGACGCGCAAACUCGCGGCGCACGAAGUCGGCCACGCCCUGGUCCAGAACUUGCUCCAUAAGAGCAACGGUCUCAUCGAAGACAUCGAGAUGAUUUCCAUCAUUCCGCGAGGUUUCGAGCCAGCGAUUACGCUGAUCCAGAGAAAGCGUGACGAGGAUUACCGAUAUCCUACGCGCGCGCGAAUGUGCGAGCGCGUGCAAGUUUUGCUCGCGGGCCGCUCCUGCGAAAAAGUGUUGUUUGGAGAGGCGAGCACUCGCGGUUCGGAAGAUGUUUGCGAAGCGAAUGAUUUGCUUCGAAAUAUGAUCGUAAACUUUGGCUUGGGGCAGCCCGGCAUGAUGACGACGUACACAUACGACCCGAAGCAUUUGAACAAGUCGGAGAGACGAGUGGCGCGCUUGCAAGGUGCGAUGGUUCAGAUUCUUCAAGAAGCGGAGGCAAACUGUUUGGCGAUCAUCGCCGCGCACGAGGACGCAGUCAACGCGAUGGUGGAUCGCUUGAUUGAAAACGAGACGCUUUCUUUGGCCGAGUUCGAAGAAAUCCUCGCGGCUCAU
Molecule: messenger RNA, 1482 nt
Organism: Ostreococcus lucimarinus CCE9901
Lineage: Eukaryota; Viridiplantae; Chlorophyta; Mamiellophyceae; Mamiellales; Bathycoccaceae
Exons: 2
Biological process (GO): proteolysis
Cellular component (GO): chloroplast thylakoid
Molecular function (GO): metalloendopeptidase activity; ATP-dependent peptidase activity; ATP hydrolysis activity
Source: RefSeq, a predicted model, not a curated record